UCCUUCCCAAUUCACAGCCAUUUUAUACUCCUCCACCUAAACUAUAGGAGAUGAAUUAAAGAACAAAAAACAAAAAAAAAAAACUCUAAAUUCUCUUCAUAGCAGGAACAGACUUGCCUACAUAGGCGGGACUGAUCUUGUUAUCUCCGUAGCAGAUAUCAGGAUGGAGAAUGAGCCUGAUGACUUAGCUAGCGACAAUGCAGCAGAGAUUGACGUGAGUGAUGAAGACAUUGAUGCGGAAGACCUCGAGAGGCGGAUGUUGAAAGAUCGUGUACGUCUCAAAAGAAUCAAAGAACAAACAAAAACCCGUUCUCAAACGAAGGAGACUCCCAAGAAGAUCUCUGAUCAAGCACAGAGAAAGAAAAUGUCUAGAGCACAAGACGGUAUACUCAAGUACAUGCUGAAGCUAAUGGAAGUCUGCAAAGUCCGGGGCUUCGUGUACGGCAUUAUACCAGAGAAGGGGAAGCCUGUGAGCGGCUCCUCUGACAAUAUAAGAGCCUGGUGGAAAGAGAAGGUGAGGUUUGAUAAGAACGGACCAGCUGCGAUAGCUAAGCACGAAGAGGAGCGUUUAGCGUUGUCUGGGGAACCAGACCGGAAUAGAAACUCGCUCCAGGAUCUUCAAGAUGCUACUUUAGGGUCUUUGCUGUCUUCUUUGAUGCAGCAUUGUGAUCCUCCUCAGAGGAAGUAUCCGUUGGAGAGAGGGGUUGCUCCUCCUUGGUGGCCGACAGGGGAGGAAGAGUGGUGGGUGAAGCUUGGUUUGGGCAAGAGCCAGAGUCCUCCUCCUUACAGGAAGCCGCAUGAUCUCAAGAAGAUGUGGAAAGUUGGGGUUCUGACGGCUGUGAUCAACCAUAUGUUGCCUGAUGUUGCGAAGAUCAAGAGGCAUGUUCGCCAGUCUAAGUGUUUGCAGGACAAGAUGACGGCUAAAGAGAGCGCGAUUUGGUUGGCAGUUUUGAACCAAGAGGAGUCCUUGAUUCAGCAGCAUAGUAGUGACGACAAUGGAACAUCUAAUGUAACUGAGAUACCCCGGAGAGGUGAUAAUAACGCUGAGAGGAGGAAAACUGUGGUCAACAGUGACAGUGACCAUGAUGUUGAUGGGACAGAGGAGGCCUCAGGUUCAGUAACAGCCAGCUCGCAGCCAGUAAGAGAUCAAGAUAAAGCAGAGAAACAUCAGAGAAGGAAAAGACCAAGAAGCAGAAAAGAAGCUGAACAGAGAAAUAUUAUACAUGAUAUGAAUCAUGUUGAUGCCCCUAUGCUAGAACAUAACAUCAACGGUACUCAUCACUAUGAUGAAGGUGUUUUGGAACCAAACAUAGCCUUAGGAGCAGAGGAGAACAGUAGGGAAGUGAUGGUUCUUGAGUUUGAUAAUAAUUAUACUUAUCUUCCUCCGGUUAAUGGACAAACUAUGAUGCCUGUAGACGAAAGACCAAUGCUUUACGGACCAAACCCUAACCAGGAGUUGCAGUUUGGGUCAGGUUAUAGCUUUUAUAAUCCCUCUGCAGUGUUUGUUCAUAAUCAGGAAGAAGUACUUAUAGAAAUGAACGCACAAGCACCGCCUCACAACAACGGGUCUGAGGCCUCAGUAGGAGUACUUCAACCUCACGGUUUACAUGAAGACGGCGUAGCAGGAAGAGAUUUGCCUCCUCAAUUUCAGAGUGACAGUAACAUUCUGUCUCCAUUCAAUGAGUUGGCGGCGUUUGAAAGUAGCACAUUUUACUCUGGGUUUGAUUCCUAUGGUGCAUUUGAUGAUGACUUCUCAUGGUUUGGAGCUUAGUUUCUUGACAUUUUUUGUUGGGAGGUUACAUGUUGUGUUGCAGGUUCAAAAGAAUAACUUGCCAGACACUCCUCUCCCAUUGUAAUGUUUGCCAAGGAAAGCAGUGAGUGUAUGUUGUGUAUAUUCAUUCCUGUGAGUAAUUUAUCAAGUUAAUCGUAUCCGCAUUCAAUGAGCCAAGUAUCAGCUUGAUUAUGAGAUC
Molecule: messenger RNA, 1970 nt
Organism: Raphanus sativus (radish)
Lineage: Eukaryota; Viridiplantae; Streptophyta; Magnoliopsida; Brassicales; Brassicaceae
Product: ETHYLENE INSENSITIVE 3-like 3 protein
Exons: 3
Coding region: 164-1771 (535 amino acids)
Cellular component (GO): nucleus
Molecular function (GO): DNA-binding transcription factor activity; DNA binding
Source: RefSeq, a predicted model, not a curated record